AUGGACGACCUCACCCUCUCCAUGCUCGAGUACCUCAAACUGGCGCUGUUUCUUCUCAACAUCUGCAUCGCAGCCUUCGUCGUGUACAGCCGAUCGCGAAACGCAACGGCAGGUGGAGAUGAGGACAAAGAUGCUCGUCGAGGGCCAAUCUUGUUCGUUAUCGCGCACCCCGACGACGAGGCCAUGUUCUUCGUGCCCUCCAUCCUGGCCCUUGCACAAUCAAAUCGCUCCAUCCACCUGCUGUGCUUGUCCACGGGCGACUACGAAGGGCCAUCGACAGGCAAGGUGCGCACCAAGGAGCUCUACGCGAGUGCAAGCGGGGUGCUGGGGAUCAAGAAAGCCGAUAUAAAGAUCAUAGACGACGAAGAGCUUCGAGAUGGGCCGCUCAAUCGCUGGAAUGAAGACCGAAUCGCUAGAAUCGUGAAGGCCUACGUCGAUGAGCAGGGCGUGGAGACCGUCAUCACCUUCGAUGAGGGUGGCGUCAGCGCUCACCCCAACCACAUCGCUGUCUUUCACGGCGUAGCACGAUUUCUGGCUCUGCACGCCUCGACAACUCCAUCCUCUUCCUCAUCAGAUGCAACUCCUUCUUCCUCGACUUCUUCCACGCUCAAGCACCGAGCAUCUACGACUGCGGCCACCGCGUCGCCUCCCGUACCGAGGGCCGAGCUGCGAGGGUUCAAGCUGGAAACGACGAACCUGGUGCGCAAGUACGUGGGUCCGCUCGACGUCGUGUGGUCGAGCCUGACCGCGCAAGGCGAGAUGUUCGUCGCGCCCGGCUGGCUUGCCUUCUGGUCUGCCCACCGCGCCAUGCAGGCCCACCACAGCCAGUACGUCUGGUUCCGCCGCCUCUCCGUUCCCUUCUCCCGCUACUCCUACGUCAACACUCUCCUCCCCAUCAGCAUGUGA
Acanthamoeba castellanii str. Neff is the source of this 906-nucleotide messenger RNA. RefSeq names its product nacetylglucosaminyl-phosphatidylinositol de-n-acetylase. The record is from RefSeq and is a predicted model, not a curated record. Gene Ontology annotation, biological process: GPI anchor biosynthetic process. The transcript has 2 exons. Lineage: Eukaryota; Discosea; Longamoebia; Acanthamoebidae. Gene Ontology annotation, molecular function: N-acetylglucosaminylphosphatidylinositol deacetylase activity. Bases 1 to 906 code for a protein of 301 amino acids. Gene Ontology annotation, cellular component: endoplasmic reticulum.